Messenger RNA from Zymoseptoria tritici IPO323, 700 nucleotides. RefSeq lists its product as uncharacterized. The record is from RefSeq and is a predicted model, not a curated record. NCBI's taxonomy places the organism in Eukaryota, Fungi, Ascomycota, Dothideomycetes, Mycosphaerellales, Mycosphaerellaceae. The transcript has a single exon. Bases 1 to 366 code for a protein of 121 amino acids.
AUGGCGGCAGGCAUGAAAGGCUUUGAGCAUCACACCAUCAGCCGUGGCAAUGGCUCUGAUGCGAGCAAGUUUGCUUGGUGGAUUGUCGGAGAGCAUCGCGAGCGAGCAAACAGCAUGACGACCGGGCGCCGACAGCAGAAGUGUUCCGCUUCACGGCAGCGCAGCAUCAUCAGCGAGCGACGCAAGCGCCGCCACUUCCACUUCUCACCGUUGAAGCCCAAAUCCACCGCAAAUCGAACGAGACCGAGUCGAUGGCUCCCCACGGACACCGGAAGCGCAAAGCUGCUGGACUCUACCAUCUGCUCCGAAGCAGGGAACCAAGCAGUGAAGAAGGACACAGAACAGGCGGAGGAUCAUGGCUCUUGAGAAAAACCAGACGACCACAGGACCUCCUCGCAGAAGCCAUGGCAUCGGUGGUGAGGAAGGCCACAGGAAGACGGAUACCAAGCGAGCCGACGGAGAGCGAAGCACCACAAGCAAUGUGUGGACGUGAGAACCGGACAGUCGAGCUUGGUAAACGACCGCAUCGAAUUGCUUGUCGAUUGGCCGAAGAGACGGUGAGCCGGGCAACUGCUGCUUGAUCGAGCCACAAAGCUCUUGGGAAGACGACGGGCUUUUUGCGUCUUCGAACCACGCAGCAGGGCCUUUGACGAGCUGGACCGGACAAGACAAGCUGCCGGCCUUGGACUGGAACCCCGAU